GCGCUUCCUUAGCAACUGGUUGCCCUGGGCGACGGGGAGACGCAGUCCAGCGGACUUUCUUCCUAGCAAGUUCCUAGCACCUGCUAGUGGUCUAAGGCGCCAGUGAGCUAUGUCGGAGAUCCUGUGUCAAUGGCUCAACCAAGAGUUGAAGGUGUCCCGGACAGUGAGUCCCAAGUCAUUUGCAAAAGCCUUUUCUAAUGGCUACCUAAUUGGAGAAGUUCUGUACAAGUUUGAACUUCAGAGUGAUUUUUCAGAAUUUUCAGAGAGCAGGGGUUCAACUGCCAAACUUAAUAAUUUCUCCCGCUUGGAGCCAACACUUCACCUGUUGGGCGUGCAGUUUGACCAGAAUGUGGCUCAAAGCAUCAUCACAGAGAAGCCCGGGGCAGCAACAAAACUCCUGUACCAAUUGUACAUCGCUCUUCAGAAAAAGAAGAAAACGGGACUGACUGGAUUAGAGAUACAAACCAUGCAACCCCAGACCAACAUGCGGCUUCAGACACUCAAAAGCGAGGCUUUUCGAGAGAGACUUAAAAACCUGAUACCUCGCCAAACUGACUUCAAUCUGAUGCAAGUCACAUCCAGGUUCCAAGAGAAAUGUAAACAAAUGAAGGAGGAUCUUGCCAGAAUGCAUAUUGAGAAGUUUGAAAAAUUUCAGAAACUCGAGGAAGAGCAAAGACACUUUAAUAUCGAAAAGCAACGUUUAAACCGAAGACGACAAAAUGAGAUAAUGGCCAAAAUCCAAGCAGCCAUUAUACAGAUCCCGAAGCCAGAAUCAAAUCGUGCUUUGAAAGCAAUUGAGGCUCAAAAACUGAUGAAAAAGAAAAAGGAGGCAGAGGAUGUGGCCAAUGAGAUUAAGAAAUUUGAAGCACUAAUAAAAAAGGAUCUCCAAGCUAAAGAAAGUACAUCCAAGACUUCUUUAGAAACAACUGACCAGACCGCUGCCGAGUUGCUCAACACUUACUCAGAUGAUGACUACAUUAAAAAGAUCCAGAAACGCCUGGAAGAAGAUGCUUUCGCGCGUGAGCAAAGGGAGAAAAGGCGACGGAGGCUGUUGAUGGACCAGUUAAUAGCCCACGAAGCACAGGAGGAGGCCUAUCGGGAGGAGCAGCUGAUCCACCGACUGAUGCGCCAGUCCCAGCAGGAGCGCAGAAUCGCAGUGCAGCUCAUGCACGUCCGGCACGAAAAGGAAGUUUUGUGGCAAAAUAGGAUUUUCAGAGAGAAACAAUAUGAAGAAAGACGACUUAAGGAUUUCCAGGAUGCUCUUGAUAAAGAAGCGGCUCUUGCCAAACAAGCCAAGAUUGAGUUUGCUGAACAAAUCUUAAGGGAGAAGGAAAUUCAUGAGAAGAUCUCCGUGGAAAGAGCCCAAGCAUCUUAUAAGAAGCAUUAUGGGAUAUGUUCAGAAAUUUUGGAUCAGAUACUUGAUUUGUGCACCAAGGUGGCAGACUAUCGGUUGCUGACAAAUAAUCUUAUUCCACAUAAGCUGAUGCAUGAUUGGAAAGAACUGUUUUAUAGUGGAAAUCCCUUAUAUGAACAGACUUCUCUUAGACAGGAUGCUACCGGGGUGACUGACGACCAUGCUGUAGAACUGGACAAAAGGGACUUACUCGAUAGUAAAGAUUACGAAGACUAUAAGAACAUGGUUGGAGAGUGGGCCUUACCUGAGGACAUGGAUAACAGUGCACCACCCUCCAACAAUAACAUCUUGGCUCAUGUGCUUCAAAGAUUAAUUGAAAAAUCUAUUCCCUCUCAAGAUGGUGCAGCAGACACUGAGUUACCUUCAUUUGCUGUGAAGGGCUGCUUACUGGGGAAGACACUCAGUGGGAAAACCACUGUCCUAACGUCUCUACAAAAAGACUUCCCUAUUUGUGUACUUUCUAUUGAUACUCUUGUCAAUGAAGCUAUCCGGGCAUUUCAUGAACGUGAAAAAAGCAGCAGGCCACCAUCACAUCAGAAAGACUACAAAGAAGAUCCUACGUUGAAACACGUAGGUGUGGACUUAAUUCUACCACAGGAUAAAAAUACCUUAUCAGUCACUCCAGGCUCAGGGGAAGCAGUGUCCCCCAAAGAAGGUGUGACAGCUAAUGAAACUGAACAUAUCAGACUAAGUGACAGCUUUUUAGAACUCAGUGUGCGAGCUCAACUUGGUGCAAAAUCAGAACUGUUGCUCAAAAAAGGGAAGAGCAUUCCAGACAUACUGCUGGUCAGCAUCAUGGUCAACGCCAUCAGGGAGAUACCUAUGAACCAAAGCUGGAUUCUUGAUGGGUUUCCAAUGACAUUAAAUCAAGCCCAGCUCCUGGAGGAAGCACUCACAGGCUACAAAAGAAAAUUCAGAGAGUCAGAAAGAAAGAAAACACAAAUGCCCACAUUGUCCUUUAGCACAACAGCUUCCAAGGAAGUCUCUUUCCUCCCGUCGGCGUUUGAUUUUGUCAUAUUACUAGAUAUUUCAGACAAUUCCUCCCUGCAUCGCAUGAACGAUAUCAUAGCUAAGGAAAUCUCACAUGAAAUUGCUCAUGAAAACUUCAGCUGUCGUGGAACUCCUAUAAUCCAAGUAAAUAAUGAAGACCAGAAUUUAAGAGACCAGAUACAGCACAGAAUUGUCGGCUUCUUGGACAACUGGCCAUUGUUGGAAGAGUGGUUUACAGAGCCACAAAAUAUUUUAACAAAAGUCAAUGCUGAAAUAGAUGAAGAGUCCUUAUGCCAAAAAGUGAAAGAAUUUUUUUCUGCUGAAGUAGUAAAUAAAAAGAUCAAAGUUGAAAAGAAAUUAGAAGAAAAGGAAGCUGAGAAAAAGGCUGCAGCUGCCUUGGCCGAGCCUCCUACUACAACUCCUCCUCUUUCUACCGAAGCAGAGAAAGAUAAGGAGGUCUAUCCUCUCCAAGAGCCUUCAAAGACUACUCCUGGGAAAGGAAAGACACAAUCAGUUUCUCCUAAAGGAAAAGCACAAGGAGGCAAAAUUCCAGUGAAGAAAUCACCUGUUGUCUCUGUGGAAACAUCACCCACACCAGCUGCACCGCCGCCACCAAAGCCAGGGUCAGAAGAUUGGGUUUACGUGAAUGAGCCUAUACCUGAGGAACUAACGUCAUUUUUAGUACCUUACUGGGAGCUGAUAGAGAAAUCCUACAUAAACCACAUCAAAACAGUACUUCGGUAUCUUAGAGAAAACCAACACAGUAUGCUUUCUUAUUUAUAUGAGACCAGAACAAGUUUCCAGGAGUUUCUAAGGCGUCCGGACCACAAGCAACAGUUUGUCUCUCAGUGGCAGGCUGAUUUCAACUCUAUUCCUGAAGACCUAUGGGAAGACGAGGAAACAAAGGCUGAGCUACACCAAAGAGUGAAUGAUCUGCGAGACCGCCUGUGGGACAUCUGUGAUUCCAGGAAGGAAGAGGCGGAGCAGGAGAGGCAAGACAUCAUUAAUGAGAGCUGGCUGCAGGACUUUAUCGGGAUAACAAUGAAUCACUUCUUUUCCCUGAUGCAGGCAGAAGUGAACCGUUUCCAAGAUACCAAAAGACUCCUUCAAGACUACUACAGAGCUAUGGAAUCCAAAGUCCCACUAGAAGACAGUAAGAAAUUUACUCGAAUCCCAUUAGUUCAGCUCGAUGGUAAAGAAAUUUCAGAAAGCCAGCUCAGAAUUCCUCUAGUUCCUCGGAUAUCCACUUCUCCAGAAAAUGUUACCAUCAAGCCAAAGGUGAAGGCAAUACUGAAGGGCAGGAUCGAUUCCGCAUUAGAAGGUGUGGAAUCUAACUUUGAGGUAGAUGAGAAGAUAGUGAUGGACACCUGGCAGCAGGCUUCCUUAGCCGUCACCCACAUGGUGGCUGCUGAAGUCCACCAAAGGCUCGUAGAAGAAGAAAAUGAAACGCCACCAGUCGACGCCAAAGAAAAGUCUCCUCAGUCGGGUGGGAAAAAAAAUGCCAAGAAGGAGAAAGAGACACCCAAGAAGAAAAAGACAGAGAAGAAAGCAAAAGGGAAAUCAUCGCCAGUGGCAGAAGUCAGUCCCAUCACCUUAUCCCCUGAGGAACUGGCUGAAAUAGAAAGGAAGAAGGAGCUGAGACUCAAGAUAAAGGAAGAGCACCUUGCUGCCCUGCAAGUAGAAGAAGCAGCCACGCAAUUUCGACUUGAACUAAUAAAGUUAAAGGCUUUGGCGAUCAUUGAAGAUAUAGUCACAAAGAUGAUUGACAUCUUCAAGCUUAUGGAGAAGUGGCUCGGUGAGAGAUAUUUGAAUGAAAUGGCCAGUAUAGAGAAACUGACUGAAGUAGCUCGCUACUACAUUGAAACAGCUACAAAAAUUCAAAAUGAGAUUUAUUUAAACCAAGAAGACUUCUACAUCAAUGGAGACGUAAAAGUCUUCCCAGACGCUCCCCUACCAGUCCGCCCUCCACCGGUAGAAAAGGAAGAAAAUGGCACCCUAACAAUCGAACAGCUUGACAGCCUUCGGGAUCAGUUCUUUGAUAUGGCGCCUAAAGGCAUAAUAGGAAAUAAAGCAUUCACUGACAUUUUGCUUGACUUGGUGACCUUGAACCUUGGGACAAAUAACUUUCCUAGCAGCUGGAUGCACCUCACCCAACCUGAAUUGCAGGAGAUAACGUCUUUAUUAACAGUAAACUCAGAGUUCGUGGACUGGAGGAAGUUCCUGAUGGUCACAGCCAUGCCGUGGCCCAUACCCCUGGAGGAGGAGCUCCUGGAAACCCUGCAGAGGUUUAAGGCCAUAGAUGAGGCACAGACAGGCACCAUCACCUUUGAACAGUAUAAGCAGGCUGGUCUGUGGUUUACAGGAGACGAAGAUCUAAAAGUUCCAGAAAAUCCCCUCGACCCCUUGCCGUUCAAUAGGCAGGAGCAUCUUAUAGAGUUCUUCUUUAGGCUGUUUGCUGACUGUGAGAAGGAUCCACCUCAGCUUGACUACACUCAGAUGCUGCUGUACUUUGCGUGUCACCCGGACACUUUGGAAGGGGUCUACAGGGCCCUCAGUGUGGCUGUGGGAACCCACAUCUUCAGGCAGAUUGAAACGCCUAUGAUGACUGCAGAAAAGACCUCCAUAUCUACUAUGAGUCCCAUUGAAGAAUUUCCUGAAUAUGAGGAAAAUAUUGUGAAAGAGGAAAGGGAACUGAAAGAGGAGAAAGAUGAGAGAGACCAAAAGGAAGAAGAAAUACCCGAAAAUGCAAACACUGAAAAGAUUUCCAUGGAAACACUGCUCAAAGUGUUUGGAGGAGGAAGUGAAGUGUUGGAUGCUAAUAGAUUUGCCAGCUACCUAAAGAUAGAGAACAUUUAUGCAGAGAACUUCAUAAAGACUUUCCAGGACCUGGGUGCCAAGAACCUGGAGCCGGUUGAAGUUAGCAUCCUUUUGAAACAUCCUUACAUUCAAGACCUGAUUGCAAAUUAUUUAGACUAUAAAAUCCCUGACAUUAAAAUGAUUCUUCAAAGGAGUGAGCAUGCCCAGGGAAGUGAUGGAGAAAGGUCACCCUCAAGACUUACAGAGGAAAAGAAAUGAAGGCUAUGUUUUUUAUAAUGCUGAAUAAAUCUUCAUAAUGUUAUUGACCACUGCAUUUGUUAUAUGUGUCAGAAUUAUAAGUGAAGGUGGGAUUCCUUCUCAUCAGAUAAGCUCUGAAAGUGAAACCUUCUCAAGUCAGAGAACAUUUUAAUCAGAAACCUUUAGAGAGAGAGAGAGGGAGAGACAAAGACAGAGACAGAGACACAGAGAGAAACACAGAGAGAUCUCACAG
Messenger RNA from Acomys russatus (golden spiny mouse), 5711 nucleotides. It is a transcript of the gene Spef2, whose product is annotated as sperm flagellar 2. The transcript has 37 exons. Bases 110 to 5479 code for a protein of 1789 amino acids. Gene Ontology annotation, cellular component: sperm midpiece; manchette. Gene Ontology annotation, biological process: sperm axoneme assembly. NCBI's taxonomy places the organism in Eukaryota, Metazoa, Chordata, Mammalia, Rodentia, Muridae. The record is from RefSeq and is a predicted model, not a curated record. Gene Ontology annotation, molecular function: protein binding; calcium ion binding.